Messenger RNA from Salvia hispanica, 3132 nucleotides. The record is from RefSeq and is a predicted model, not a curated record. NCBI's taxonomy places the organism in Eukaryota, Viridiplantae, Streptophyta, Magnoliopsida, Lamiales, Lamiaceae.
UUGCAGUUCCAAUCCAAAUGAUCAAAUCCAAUGGUGUGUGGUGGAUGAAUAAAUAGAAAAGAGGAUUCAAUCCCUAAAUUAUAAAAAAAAAUCGUGACUUUGGGAGUUGGGACUGAGUUGCAGAUAGCAUAGCAAUAAGGGAGAGAGAGAAAGAGGUGCUGUCUGGUAGUUUAAUGUAGCACGGGUCCAUUUUCUACUUAGGUGAAGAUAUUAAAUGCUCUUUCUGGGAGUUCUCUGAUGAGCUUUUGAGUUGGGCAAAUGGCAGCUGAUCAACGGAAAAAGAAGCGAGUAAAUGCUGCCAGUUUGUCUGGAUGCACUUCUCGUGAAAAAUAUAGGGUGAACAGGAAAAAACUGCAUGCACAACAGUAUGAUUUGAACAUGAGACCCAAGAUCUCUCUUGAGUGGGACAACAGGAAAAAAAGUGUAGUAUCCAGGAAGGAGCAGAUUGGUUUGUCAAAAAGGCACUUGAUUCCAUUUAUUGAACCUGGUCCUCGAGGGCACAACGUUUUGGCUGAUGUCAUGCCAAUUCCUUCGGAGAUCUUUGAUUUAGAUAACCUCUCUGAGGUUCUCUCUUAUGAGGUGUGGCAGAGCCAUUUAUCUGACAAGGAGAGAAGCUUUCUUUUACAAUUCCUACCUAAAGAAGUCGAGCCAGAUGCUAUUGUUCGAGAAUUGCUUUCUGGAGACAACUUCCAUUUUGGAAAUCCUUUUAUGAAAUGGAGUGCUUCUAUCUGUCUCGGGGAUCUUCAUCCAGAUAAUGUUCUUAGUGAGGAGCAGUCUCUCAAAGCUGCCAAGAAGACAUACUAUUCCUUUUUAGAGAACUAUCACACUGAUAUGAUUGAAAACUUACAAAUGUGGAAGGAUAAGUGGUCAGGUUGCAAGGAUCCGGAAGUGGAUUUUAUGCAGAACAUUUGGAGCUCUAGGAAGCAUGUUGAGAAAACUAUGCCCGCCUCAGAUGCUAGAUUCUGUGGUGCUGAGGAGAACCAUGCUGCUACGCCUGAUUCUUGCUCUUGGCCAAAUUCUGAGAUGGCUUAUAGUAGUGAAAACCAGAACCAGGGAACAGUGCAAGGAGAAUCAUAUAGGAGAAGAGACUUCUUGAAAAAGAUAUCUGAUAGUUCCUCCAGUGGGUUAAAAGUGGUGGGCGUGGCACAUAGGAAAGGAGAGAAGAUACACCAAUGGAAUAUCCAGCAAAAUGAUGGAGCCAAAUACAUGUCUUACAUCAAGGUCAGCAAGGAACAGCAUGAACUUGUUAAAAGUAGCAUCAAGUAUGCUGGCAAUAGCAUUCAGCCCAUGGCUUUAAAUAAUGUUUUAGGUAGCCUCGAUGCUCUAAAUGUGCAACCAUUUGCAAGAUUUGAGGAAGAAGAGCGUAAGAAGCUGCAUGAAUAUUGGGUUAAAUUGGUGACUAGAGAUAUCCCAGUUGGUUUUGCUGGCUGGAGAAAAAGACAAUUGCAGAGACAAGAACUAACACAGACCCUGGGUGAAGAAAUAGGGCAAAAGGUGGAACUUCAAGAGAAUAAUCUGGAUGAUGAGAAAGAUGUCUCUAGCAAUGAUGUGAUGGAGCUCUCGGAUGGUGAAGGGGAAGUUCCAGCUUCCGACACAGUUGAGGAGGUGGAAAAAGAGCAAAGUGUUGACUCACUCGAGGAACAGAAUGAUAAUGUAGAAUCUGUUAAUGAAAUGGAUACAGAAAUAGAGGAUCAAAAAGAAAGUAGAAAUGAUGGCAUAGUUGAGAAGCGUUCUAGUGAUAAUAUAGAAAUGAAUGAGGACGAUGAUGAACCCAACCAUGUCUUCCUUCAGGAUCACAGAGAGUCGCUUAAUAAUAGCCCUAGGAGCACAAGGAUAACUUCAUCCAGCCCUGGUUUUCUCCAGGAUCACCAUCAGCAGCAAAUCAGUUCACUCGAUAGUAAUCAACAUACCAAUUCGAAGGAGAUGGAAUCUAAUGGUGAUAGUGGAACUGCAAAAAUUGACCCGCAAAUUGUUUCUGGUUACUCGCGAGAUAUGAAUCAUGUGGAGGUUUCACUUAGCCAAGGGGCAUCUCUUGCAUCCUCUAGUGAUAUUUGGCCAGUUAGUGAUGUUCAUGGCUCUUACUACCAAUCUACUGCGUUAAAUCCUGGAUAUGCAUCCACUCAUGAGUUACCGAUCGGGCAUCCGCAACUUAUCCAGCAGGGGCAAGUAGUGCAAAUGCUUAAUGUUCAAACAAACCGGUCAGACAAAGAUACUAGGAAGGACAUGUUGCAUAGGCCAACUGACGAUAUGUCGUUCUUCAAUCCAUAUGCUAACCAAGACCGAAGUGAAUUGCUUCAUUCUCUGCUGAAGGCGCAGAGUACUUUUCCAUACCAUCAUCAAGCACAAAAACAUUCUGGACUAGAUUUUCAGCCUGGAAGUGAUCUCGUGAUGGAGACCGCUCAUUUUCCUGGACAUUUUAGGGAGCAUGUUCAUCCACCGGUUCCUCCAACAGAUAUGAGGCAAAAGAGACUGAAUGAUCCAUAUGUGCAUCAGAACAUUCAGGAGAAUAUUUAUCCUGGAAACCGGUUUACUAGUGUUCCUAGACAGGAGACGUUGGCAGUUAAUGCUCAUGAUUGGGCGACUGUCAAUAGUGUACGCAUGCCAGUUGCUCAUCAUCUGAACAGCGGAGAGUUGGGUCAGAGCUGGUAUACAGGCGAGAAUGGAAAUAGGGACGGAUGGCAUGCGCUUGAGCCUGUUAACGGGUUUAAUAAUGGAAGUAGCUCCGAUCAAACACUUUUCAGCGUCCUAUCCGAAUGCAAUGGGCUACCACGAGCCAGUUACGAUGCUGCUACAGCAGCAGGGUCCACAGAACGAUUGAUACAGGCAGGAACGUACAACGGUAUAGGAGGUAUACAUGCAUCGAGCAGCAGCAGCAGCAGCAGCAGCAGCAGUUUCUUACCAGUGUCUACGAAUCCACUGAACUACUUGAGUGGGCACGAAGGGUCAGGCGGUAUAAAGAUGAACAACCUGGGAUGGAUGGGAUUGCCGACGACACAGCAGAGUUCAGGAAUGCAGGAGUCGAUCGGGAAACCAUUCCUGAGGUCGUGGACUCAUGUAAUGUAUUGUGGUUUUGGGGUUGGUGAAGGCGCCAAAUCUCAUGUGCUAUUUAUAAUAAGAUUCAAAGUGUUGUGA